CCUCUAGGGGGUUUAGUACGCAUGCGCAGGCUGUUCGCCUGUCAGGGCACGGCUCAGCGACAGUAUGGCGGCGAGCUGGUGCUGGAAGGAUGCUGCUGUCUGUCAGGCUGCUGUUUCUUCUGCUCUCAGAAUGUGAACGGACUAGCAGCCUCGCACGGAACGUCCACAGCGAUAACGGACUGUAGCCGCGAGCUCCAGGAUGGCCAGGCUUGCGGAUUAUUUCGUCGUGGUCGGUUACGAUCUCGAUAAGAGAGGGGGAAGUGAGGGUCAAGGCCGGAUUCUCCAGCGAUUCCCAGAGAAAGAUUGGGAGGAUAACCCCUUCCCUCAGGGUAUUGAGCUGUUCUGUCAGCCUAGCGGAUGGGAACUGGUACCAGAGCGACUGCCCCCCUCUUUUUUUGUGGCCGUCUUAACAGACAUCAACUCAGAGCGCCAUUACUGUGCCUGCUUCACCUUCUGGGAGACUGUAGAAAACCCUCAGAAGAAAGAUCCCAGAGAGGCCGAUGAAGACGAGAGCCCUGAACUCGUGCAGCCCGCUCAGCUCUAUGCCCCCAAGAGCCUGGUGGUGGUGUCCCGACUGGACCACACAGAAGUCUUCAGGAACUGCCUGGGACUCAUCUACACGGUGCAUGUGGAAAGCCUUAACGUGCCACUGGAAACAGUUAUCGGGAACCUCCUGACCUGCAUCAUUUCCACAGCAGGAGGAUCUCAGAUAAACGAUCCACCAGUCUGUAGUUUAUCUGACUGGCUUCUGGGUUGUUUUCAGAGGACCAUCACAUUGGGGGCAGGAGAUAGACAGGUCAUCCAGACGCCCAUCAAUGAAUCCCUUCCUGUGAGUGGUUGCAGUGUGGCCCAGCUCUUCAGGCAGCUCGGUAUUGUAAACGUUCUGUAUCUGUUCUGUGCUGCUCUGACUGAGCACAAGAUCCUGUUCCUGUCGAAGAGCUAUCAGCGGCUCACUGACUCAUGCAGAGCUCUGCUAGCCAUCAUGUUUCCACUCAAAUACAGUUUCACCUAUGUCCCCAUCCUGCCUGGGAAGCUCUUGGAAGUCCUUUGCACUCCAACACCCUUUAUCAUCGGUGCCAACUCCUUCUUCCGCGUAGAAACCCAGGAACUGUUGGACGUGAUCAUUGCAGAUCUGGAUGGAGGGACAGUGACGAUUCCUGAGUGCGUCCAUAUAUCUUUGCUGCCUGAGCCACUUUUGCAGCAAACACAGACGCUUCUGUCUAUGGUCCUGGAUCCAGAGCUGGCGGUGGCCGAUCACGCCUUUCCCCCUUCUUCAACACAGCCCUCUGCACUCAAGAUCCAGGAUAAGGAGAUCCGUGCUGUGUUCCUGAGGCUCUUUGCCCAGCUCUUCCAAGGCUAUCGCUGGUGUCUGCAUAUCAUCCGCAUCCACCCAGAGCCUGCCAUACGCUUUCAUAAGGCUGCUUUCCUAGGCCAGCGAACACUGAAUGAGGACGACUUCCUAAUGAAGGUGCUGGACGGCAUGGCGUUUGCAGGUUUCGUGUCAGAGAGAGGACCGCCUUACAGGGCCACAGACCUGUUUGAUGAUCUUAUUGCUAACCAGGUGGAGCGGAUCCGUCAGGAGCAAGGAGACUUGCACAAAGUGAUGAACUAUGUAACGGAGCUGGCUGAGCAGCUUUUCAAAAAUGAAAACCCAUACCCAGCUGUGGCUAUGCACAAAACACAGCGCUCACCAAACAGCUCUCAGGCUCCUGUCUCUCGGGCUCAGUUUCCAGUCUUGGAUGAGGUGACCGUCCAGCUGUUUGUUGAUCAUGCAGCUGCCAAGCUCAAAACAGCCCCACCUGUGGUCAAAUCUGAGCUUAAGGAGAUGGUGCCCUCAGGACCCCCACUGGCUGACAUCAUUGACAAGAACGGCAGCGUCCUGGCUAACAGUGCUCGGAGACUGGAGGUGGUCCGGAAUUGUAUCACUUACAUCUUCGACAACAAGAUGCUGGAGGCUAAGAAGUUGAUGCCAGCAGUAUUACGGGCGCUGAAAGGGCGGGCAGCACGUGUGUGUUUGACUCAGGAGCUGAACCAGCAUGUGCUGCAGAACAGAGCCGUGCUGGACGACCAGCAGUUUGACUACAUCGUCCGCAUGAUGAACUGCACUCUACAGGAUUGCUCUCACAUGGAUGAACAUGGCAUUGCAGCAGCUCUUCUGCCCCUGGUUACUGCCUACUGUCGGAAACUCGGUGGGGGGAUCACUCAGUUUGCUUACAGCUGUGUACAGGAGCACAUGGUGUGGACUAACAUGCAGUUCUGGGAGGCCAUGUUUUACAGCGACGUGCAGAAUCAUAUCCGAGCGCUCUAUCUGGAGACAGAGGACCAAGCCACGCUUGAUGAGGAUGGGGUGAGUAGACAGUUGAGUGCUCUGGAGCUAGCAUCAGAGCAGACUCGGUUAUGGCCCACACUAAGCAAGGACGGCCAGCAGGAGCGUGUUCAGAAGGAGGAGAGUACCGUGUUCAGCCAAGCCAUCCAUUAUGCCAACCGCAUGAGCUACCUGCUGCUGCCGCUCGAUACCAGCAAGAACCGACUACUGCGCACCACUGGCCUGGCAGAGGUGGAGAGUGUCAGCAACAGCUUUGUCACUAACAGUAUCGCAGGCAGUAUGGCGGAAAGCUACGAUACAGAAAGUGGCUUUGAGGAUGCUGAGAGCUCGGAUGUGGCCAACUCGGUGGUUCGCUUCAUCAACCGCUUUGUGGACAAAGUGUGCAAUGAAAGUGGAGUGACCAACGAACACUUGAAGGCUCUUCACAUUAUGAUACCAGACAUUGUUCAGAUGCACAUUGAGACAUUGGACGCAGUCCACAGAGAGAGCAAGAGACUGCCUCCCAUCCAAAAGCCCAAGCUUCUGAGACCGACGCUGUUAGCGGGUGAGGAGUUUGUAAUGGAUGGCAUGCGGGUACACCUCAUGUCAGAUGGGCGAGAAGAGGCCACAGGUGUGAUGGGCGGCCCGCCCCUCCUGCCUGCUGAGGGUGCCAUCUUUCUCACCACCUAUCGCAUCAUUUUCAAGGGCACCCCCACCGACCCCCUGGUUGCCGAGCAGAUCGUGACUCGCUCCUUCCCCAUCGCCUCCCUCACUAAAGAGAAGAAGAUUUCAGUCAAUUUACCCAUGGACCAGUUCAUCCAGGAGGGUCUGCAGCUCCGCUCCUGCACCUUUCAGCUGAUGAAGGUAGCAUUCGAUGAGGAGGUGGCAUCUGACCUGGCUGAGGUUUUUAGGAAACAUGUACAUAAACUUCGCUUCCCUCAGCAUGUACAUGGCACCUUCGCUUUCACCGUGGGUCAAUCGGCCAAGCUGGUGGUGGAGCACAAGACCAAGGACAAGAACCAGUCUUUAAAAACACUCUCUAAAAACCUGGUAAAGAGUGCUAAGAAGACAAUUGGGCGGCAGUAUGUGACCCGGAAGAAGUACACUCCUCCGACCUGGGAGAAUCGCAGCAGUCUGCAGUCGGAAAUAGACGAGGACGAGAUCUCAGUGUCUGAGGAGGUGGAGCAGAGCUCACUCACGCUUUCCUCCACCAUCCGCUCAUCCGACCGCCAGACCAUGAGCAACGUAGUGGAGCGUGCAUGUUGUCGGGACUACCAGCGCAUGGGCCUGGGCACGCUGAGUAACAGCCUGACGCGCUCCAAAAACGAGCCAUUCCGCAUCUCCACUGUCAACCGCAUGUACACCAUCUGUAGGAGUUACCCAGGCUUGCUGAUUGUGCCUCAGAGCAUUCCAGACACCACCCUUCACCGCAUCUCACGCUGCUACAGGCAGAGCCGAUUUCCUGUCGUGUGUUGGAGGAAUUCGCGCACCAAAGCCGUGCUCCUGCGCUCAGCCGGCCUGCACACCAAGGGUGUGGUGGGCUUCUUCAAGUCACCCAAUGCCCCCAGCGCAGGUCCAUCUCAGGCUGACUCUGCCAGUUUGGAGCAGGAGAAGUACCUGCAGGCCAUCAUCAGCUCCAUGCCCUCCUACAGCGAGGCCAGCGGAAGAAACACUCUCAGCGGCUUCACAUCUGCUCAGAUGAGCACCUCGGACUCAUCAGACAAGCUGAGACAACCUAAAAUUGGUGCUCUUAUGAAGCAAGUCAUGGGGACCAAAGAGGAUGUGCCUGGUACCUUCAGUCGAGGAGCACUGGGUCAGAGGGCGAAAGUCAUCUCCCUCUCUCAGCGUAAGGUUUCAGGCCAGGCCCGCAGUUCGACCAGAGGCAAGUGGGGCAGCAUUCGAGGCAGCGGGCGUGUCAGCUAUAAUCCAGAUGUGGGGAACCGACUGGCAGGGAAGGACUCCCCUCAGACCAAUGGAGGCCCAAACGAACAAUACUUCCUCCGCCAGCAGCGUGCAUAUCUCUACAUCAUUGGAGACAAGAACCAGCUCAAGGGGGGAAAGCAGGACGCGUUCCAGCAGUGGGAGGUUGUGCCCAUCGAGAUGUUUGACAUGCGGCAAGUCAAGAACAGCUUCAAGAAGCUGAUGAAGGCCUGCGUACCCUCCUCUGCCUCCAACGAGCCAAACAUGUCCUUCCAUCGCUGCCUGGAGGAGUCUGAAUGGAUGAAUUUGCUGAACAGGCUUCUGCAGGUGUCAGUCCUGGUGGUGGAGCUUUUAGACAACGGCUCCUCAGUCAUGGUCAGCCUGGAGGACGGCUGGGACGUUACAACUCAGGUGGUAUCUCUGGUGCAGCUGCUGUCAGAUCCAUACUACCGCACAUUUGACGGCUUCCGGUUGCUCGUAGAGAAAGAGUGGCUGUCAUUUGGUCAUCGUUUCAGCCACCGUGGUGCCCAGACGCUGGCAAGCCAAAGCAGCGGCUUCACACCUGUCUUUCUGCAGUUUCUCGACUGUGUGCACCAGAUCCAUCAUCAGUUCCCCAUGGAGUUUGAGUUCAGUCAGUACUAUCUGAAGUUCCUAGCCUAUCAUUAUGUGUCCAACCGCUUCCGGACCUUCCUGCUGGACUCCGACUAUGAACGCAUAGAAUUGGGUGUUCUAUAUGAGGAAAAGGGAGAGAGGCGGAACCCUCAAGUGUGCAAGUCUGUGUGGGAUUACAUUGACCGUUUGCACAAGAAGACCCCCACCUUCUACAACUACAUGUUCUCUCCAGAAGAGGACGAGGUCCUGAAACCCUACAGCAACAUUUCCAAUCUGAAGGUGUGGGACUUUUACACAGAGGAGACGCUAUCAGAGGGGCCGUCGUUUGACUGGGAGCUGGUGCGGGGGAAAACAGAGGGACCAGAGGAAGAGAGAGCAGAAACGACUGCACCCAAAUCUCAGAGGCGGGUGGUCUGGCCUUGCUACGACAGACUGAGCAAAGUGGUACCUGACGCCAUCACCAAACUGCUUCAGGAUGUACAGAACCUUGAGGCUGAGCUGGGACAUGUUUCUGAAAGAUGGAAGGACACAUGGGACAAGAUCAAAACAACACAGCGCACUGAGACCAAACUCGAGAGCCGGCCCUCGUUCUCCAGCUCCCUGCUUAUGUCAUCCAACCUGAGCCACCACCGGCGUUCUCAGGGUGUGUACCUGCAGGAAAGUAGGGUCGGCUCCUCCAUCAACCUGGCCCUGGAGCACGAGGCCAGUGCCACCUCCACUCCCUCCGUUGGCCACACCAGCACCAGCACUCUCUACUCCCAGUUCAGGAGCACAGAGAGCGAGAACCGGAGCUUUGAAGGGAUCUUAUUUAAGAAAGGAGCAUUGCUGAAACCUUGGAAGCCACGCUGGGUUGUGCUAGACAAGACCAAACACCAGUUGAGAUACUACGACUCAAGGCAGGAUAAAGAAUGCAAAGGGGUUAUCGAAUUAGCCGAGGUGGAGUCCGUCAUUCCAGGCACACCUGCAAUGGGAGCUCCAAAAGCUGCAGAGGAGAAAGCCUUCUUUGAUCUGAAAACAACCAAAAGAGUGUACAACUUCUGUGCACAGGACAGCAAUAAUGCACAAGUGUGGAUGGAUAGUAUUCAAAGUUGCCUAUCUGACGCAUAAAAGAAAGAGGACCUGAUUACAAAAAAAAACUACUGUGAUUGAAAAGUUGUGUGCUGGGCUUUCAGCGGACUGAGCUCUCAACCGGUGGCACGACUUCCCUACUGGUUGUAGGAGUGAGGAAAUCGGAGUAAGGAAAGCGUCGGUGGCGUUGAUGGUCUAAUGUUGAUGGAAAAUGUUGCACCUCACCACAUUUCAGUGUUUUUGUUUAAAAAAAUGUUUAAAAAGCAAAAAAAAGAAAAUCCAAGCAGAGAAUCCACGCAAAGACAUGAAUCAGCGUCAGUAGUCAUACCACUAUACAGACAUGGUUGUUUUGUGGAUACAUGGCAACGUGUACUAGUUUUAAUGGAUUGCAUCUCUUCUCAUAAGUCAUGAGCAAGGCACCCACUAUCCCUCCAAAAAUACUGCCAGGUUAAAAAAUGCUAUGCAUGGGGUGUGGGGAGCAUGCCCAGUAAAGCCACAGCGAAGCAGGCGCUUACGCUUCAUUUUCAAACAUCAUCAAACACCAUUACUACCAAAUCAGCUGGACACUGUCACCAAAUUAGAGACCUUGCUUUGUUUACUACACGUCCACUUCCCUGCCAUUUAACUUCUGACUUGAACUUUCCGAGCAACGAGCAUGCAGAAGCUAGACGUCUUUUCAAUGGUUCAUGAAGGAUCUUUUGUUGCUUUUGUUUACUGCUUUCAUGGACAGUAAGAAAUAUCAGUACUUGCCGCUCAUUUCCUUUUGUUUUUAAAUUUGAUUUAUUGUUUAUUAUUAAUCCCUUCAGUUAAUCGCCCUGCCAGUUGGAAUAACAUUCUCAGAAUAGCUUGUUUACAAACAGAACUAUACGACUCAUGAGAACCACUAUGAACCCUCUGAAGUUAAGAGAUGCUGAAGGAAGGAAGGCUAGAUUUUGCAGCAGUUAUAUUAUGCAUACAAAAUGCAUAUUUUUAAACGAGAUCUACAUAAACUAGUGGAUAUUUUACACGAGGGUGUCUGUUUACGCCAGGCUGGCUCUGAGUCCUGUAUGAUUCUUUCCACAUGAACAAAAUUCUGAUCACAAGAUGAAGAGAAUCUCAGAUGGUAGCCGUUUUUUAAAUGGUCUAAAUUGUGCUGAGUCAGACCCUGUGAUCCCGUAAUGAGAAAACACAUCUGGAGUAGGUAGGAAAUGCAGGUAAACAAGGCCAAAUGCAAACUAGUCUGUGCGCUUGUACAUUCCAAAGGAGAACCGAGGACGAAUAUUUUAAAAUGAUGGUUCAGCUAGUGGUCCUGAAGACAUUUUAUGACAAAUAUGUUGUCUAGGACUUAAGCGUAGCUUGGUGUGGUCGUUUCCAGAAUUGCCUUGUUAAACAUAGUUUAUUUAAAAUAAAUAUAACCCUCAAUCAUCCUCUCACUAAUGCUGGUCCCUGCUCCUGAUUGGGAAGGACGAGGCUGCUCCACGCCCCCUCCGACACGUGCACAGCAAUCGAACAUCUUAUCACCUACACUUGACGAGUGCAGUGCAGUACAGCGCUGUGUACGGAGAGCCACACCCUGUACCGCGCUCCUUUCCCAUCUCCGUGCAGGCGCCACCAACCAGCCAGCAGAGGUCGUAAUCGCACUAGCCUGAAAGAGAGUCCCCAUCCGGCUUAAUCCCGCCCCUAUCUGAACAACGGGCCAAUCGUUCUUCAUGUGGUUUCUCAGCCUCAGCCGGCAGGCAGAGCCGAGGUUCGAUACGAUGUAUUCGAGAUCUCAGCUCUGGUGAACAGUGUGUGUUUUUACCGUUGCGCCACCUGAGCGGCCCUCACCACAGUUUUGAUUAGAAGUUGGGUGCUUAGUCUAUGUACAAUAAUGUGUGAAUUAUGACAUUCAUUGCUGUUCCGGCUACAUUAAUGUACAGUAUAACUCCAUGUUGUUGUAGAGCAACGAAAUUGAUUAUCCUCCAAUAAAGUCUGGACCAAGAAAUCUAUAUAUAUAUAUUUUUUAGAUAUAUUUUUAAAUCCAUUUCUCCCAAUUUAGUGUAGUCAGUCUGUCUUCCGCUGCUGGGGAUCCCCGAUACCCUUGAGGAGGGUAUAUUGCUGCCCACGCCUUCUCUGACCCAUGCGUAACUCCCAAGGGAACCCUUUUCCACCCAUGCACUCUGCACAGACGCCUCUAUCCGCCAAUCUGGGUCCUUACACAGCGUUUGAAGACCCCACCCACAUAUUCAUCCGGUCAUCCCUCCCUGCAGGCACUGCCAAUUAUGCCCGCUAAAUGGUUUCAGAGAGUUUCAAACCCAGGAGUUCAGAAUCUCAUCGCUGGUGUGCUAGCGGAAUAUCCUGCUGCUCCACCUGGGCACCAGGAAUCUUUAUAUUAUUCCUCCCAAUUUAGGAAAUUAUCUCUGACACCAUCUACUUCUUUUCACACUGAAGCAGAAGCACUCACACACGCUGAUUUGCUUGGUGUCCAACAAGCAUUGGCAGCAAUUCGCAGUGAGAAACCCCAUCGACCUCCCUCCCUCAGACACAGCCAAUCGUGCCUGUUGGACACCCAACCAGGUUGAUAGCACGGCUGAGAUUCAAACUUGAGAGCUUGAGAUCUCAGCAUUGGUGCCACCCGAGUAACCCUGCACCAGACCACUUGUACUGCAUGUGAUGUGUUCUCUGUCCCAACCGCACACCUACAUGUUGAAUUACAUCUUAGUCUGUGACUUUUGAGGCAUGCUAGAUAAUAUCCAUUGUAACAGGCUUGUUGUCGGUCAGUGAAUAUUCACAAAUGCAUGCAAGCUAUGUACUUGCUGUGUCCCAAAUCGCAUACAACAUACCAAAUGGUAUGUAAGGAAGCUGAUGUUGGUGUGCUAAUUUGACACACUGUUUAGUACUAUAGAACAUGCUAUGGGACACACCAGGCAAUAUCUCUUUCUGUCGAAGUCAGUGAUGCAGUAAAUCAGAUGGUUUUUAAAGGUUAUGGAACUUAAUGUUUUUACAAUUUACACAAAGUGAAUUGGCUGGAUUUCUUUACAUCUGUGCAUCCAUUGUGCGCCCAAUGUAUUUUAAAAAUCAAACGUUAAAUUUCCUAGAUUUGCUAUAAUAUUGCUAUAUUAAAACCUUCCCAACUGGGCCGCUCUGCCUGCCGGCUAAGGCUGAGCGGCCACAUGAACAACGAUUGGCCUGUUGUUCAGAUAUGGGCGGGACUAAGCCGGAUGGGGUCUCUCUCCCAAUCUGCUGGCUGAUUGAUGGAGCCUGCACAGAGAUGAGAAAGGAGUGCUCUCAGGGUGUGUCUCUCCGUACACAACGCUGAGCUGCCCACGAGUCGGAGGGGGCGUGUGUUAGCUUCGUUCUCUUCAAUCAGAACGGGGAUCGGCAUUGGUGAAGAGGAAGCAUGACACAAUCGGGCAAUUGGACGCGCUAAAAAGGGAGAAAAUGCAUAAAACAAAAAUAUAUACAUAUAUAUAUAUAAAAAAAAAAACAUACUUUGGUAUAGUGUGACUUUUAUGACAGACAGUGGAUUUGCUUAUAAACUGAAAACGGAACACAGAAGGAUGUCUGGUUCUCCAGAUGUGUAUUCCCAUUUCGAUCACACCUGGCUCUCCAAGAAUAAAAUAGCAUUUUUAAGUAAAUGUACUAUACAGGACAAUUUAACCCUUCAUUCUUGUUCUCAUGAUGGUUCGGUGUGUAAAAACUCCAACCUUUGUGUCCGUAUUUUAGUGUAGAUAAAAUAGCUUCUCUUUUUUAAGAAUUGCUUUUAGGAGGAUCGGGGUCACUGCCAGUCUGGUCCUAGGACACUGAUCGUCAUCAGAAGCAGUGUUUUUAGCUAGAUUCUGUUACUUUGUGUUCUGAAUUCUGUACAUAGCGGAGUUUAUAUUUGUCAGAUUUCUUUAGCGAGACAGCGAGAGAGAAAGAAAGAGGAAGUCUAUUCCGUUGGAUGUAUCACUUUUUUUCUCUUCAGUCUUUUUUUUCCCCCGGAUACACAAACUAACACACACGCACACACGCACACAUACAGUGUAAAAUAGGGUAAUCCUGCUUGCUGUCUUGUUGAACAUCAAAUUUGAAUUGUAGAUUUAUUUUGUUCUGAUAACUCCCUUUGUAUAUAAUUUUCAGAUUUCUAUGUUAGUUAGUUAUUUAUUUAACGUCGUCUCCUGAAUAAGACAGUCCUCCAAGCACCACUUAACUCUUGAAUUAGAAAUUCCAAUACGUGCCAUUGUUUAAUUCUGUAUUAAUGUGACUAAUGCUGAUAUUUUUUUUUUUUUUUUUUUUUUAACUACAAAUAAAUCCUCAAUGUCUUUUUUUCUAA
Messenger RNA from Trichomycterus rosablanca, 10178 nucleotides. It is a transcript of the gene sbf1, whose product is annotated as SET binding factor 1. The coding region runs from base 200 to 5944 and encodes 1914 amino acids. Lineage: Eukaryota; Metazoa; Chordata; Actinopteri; Siluriformes; Trichomycteridae. The record is from RefSeq and is a predicted model, not a curated record. Gene Ontology annotation, molecular function: guanyl-nucleotide exchange factor activity. The transcript has 43 exons. Gene Ontology annotation, cellular component: cytoplasm; membrane.